Amoebophrya sp. A120 is the source of this 2586-nucleotide messenger RNA. Lineage: Eukaryota; Dinophyceae; Syndiniales; Amoebophryaceae. The record is from the annotation of a GenBank genome assembly.
UGUCAAUUGUUUUAUGCGUUUCUUUACUAAAAACUUUUUCGCGUCGAGCUCGAGGCAGACUUGAGGUAUUGCGUUACCACGCAUCGUAGCGUCCAUUAUGUCGACCGAAGCAGUCGUGCCGGCGCCGGCCGCUGAAAUUCUGCCGGAAGAAGCGGAGGGGGCUGUGGUCCCAGAAACCGCGGCGCCGGUAGAAUUGCCCGUAGAGGAACCAUUGGCAGCCGUAGAGCCCGUUGAGGAGGAAGGUAGAAGUCUAGGAUUCCGCAUUUUAGUGCAUGUGUAGAAGGACGACUGUUUCAAACCUAGACCGGAACUGAAGGCUAGUUGAUGCCGAUAAUCAAUUUAUCCGUUCGACGAUCUUGGCUUGCUCUUGCUCUUGGUUCUCGUUGUCGUUUGCUUUUCCAUUGAGUGAGUGUGAGAAUUUCAAGCAGUAGCAACGUAUAUUAAUUUCUACCCUUCAUUUCUGUCCACAACAGCUGCCUACGUACAGCCGGCCGCGAUGGAAGAGACCGUUUUGCAACCGUUACUCCGGAACCCGGUGUUGCAGCCCCUCCCGAUGCCGACGUCGUUCGGGCUCCAGAUGCCGACUAUUGGUUUCCAGCAAUACCAAUUUCAAACGCAGGCAGGGCCGUUCUUGCAGGGGAGCGAAUCCCUCGGCGUUUUGCCGGCAGGUACAAAGCAUGUGCUUACUGUGUUGCACUGCUGUAGUGGUCUCUGUUCGUGUUGUACUUUGCAAACGCAAGGAAGUUUUCCUUUAUUGUCCUUCAUAAAUAAAACGAUUUGAAGGUGGCAAUGGAUUCCAGUUUUUUCCGGACCCAAAAGAGGCGCAAGUCGGGAUCAGAGAACCUACUUCCCCAUUGAACUACUCGCUGACGGUCACUACGCGGGAUGCCGGGUUAACUCGCAAGAAGAAGUUGGAGCGCAAGUGGUGUUCUUGUUUCUGGGGGUUGGGAUAGAUGUGCAUGUGCUUCGCCACGGGAAGAUAGAGGGUGGCUUACCUCGUGUGGGAACUACGCAAUUAAUUGUCUCAUCGUAGCUGCAUGAAAGGGAUGAAAGCAAGUCAUAAAAGCCUUCGAUAUGAUCCAUGAUGUUUGUGUUUCAGAUCAGUCUUCCUCGACGUUAUCGCGAGGGCUCAAAAAUCUGUGAGAAACUACAAGGGUCAUGAUAUGAGCAAAGCACUGUUGUUAGAAAGUCAAAUUCUACAGGAAAUAAUUAACAUGUAUUUUCCACCUCUCAGGACCAGAGGGCAGAGGCAGUGAAACAUCCAAAUUUAUGCUGCCUGUAUCGGCCUGAGGAAUCAAAAAAUCUUCCGCUUCAAGUUAAGCUACACCUAUUGGGAGUAGUGUGCGUCAGAGCAGAAAAUAUAAAGAUGACCAUGUACCAUAGGCGUGAACAUACGUUUUUGGCGACUUACAAACUUGCGAAAAGUCAGUGAAUAGAAGACAAGACGAAUAAUAAAUGUAAAGAGAUGAUAGUGGGAUAAAGUCAAAGACAUAUCUGGGGAUGACUACGAAUUCGUAACUAUGUGCUUACCUAAGCUGAAGCUAAGUGUCAGGGCGCCGACACAGGGCACGUAGCCGGACUCCGAUUCUUUUUUUUAGAUUUUUUAGAGUCACGCCUUGCAGCUAGUACAAACAAAGACGGACCGGUUGGCCUGACCCAUGCAUCUGUUUAUGCCGUCGAUAUGAGAAGCGACUCACGAGCUGGAUCCUUCACACGAUUUUCCUUGCUGAAGCUGCGGCUUACCAGUAAGAAUCGGCAAGAACCCUACUUUCUGGGACUUCUACAGCCCCUUGGUCCUCACACGUUUGUACUUGACUUACACUUGCCGGUUGACAAUUGCAAUUUGCCUACAAAACUAUAUGAUUUGAGCGUGGCAGCUCGCGCUCGUCCAGCCUGUGCCUGUCCAGACACAACAUCAGUGCGUCCAAGCUUCAAUUUUAGGCUGAGCGCAAAAAAAUGAAAAUUGUGCAUAUAAUGCUUUGCAGGCGCCGCUUCCAUUAUGGCCACGCCUACUGGCCACGCCAACACGAAAUGAUUUGGUUAAUGCUAGCCUUUUUACGGAUAUAAAAAUAAUCUAAAAGAAUAAGAAAUUGAAAGGCCGCGGAUGGACCAGUACCGCGAAUGAAAGGACGCCUGUGUGUCGUGUUUGGUUCAUGUGCGAAAUUGUCUUCCGUUGAACACUGAUACACGAGGGAUCAAUAAGAUCCUCGUCAGCGUCGCGAUGAUUACUUACGCACCGGUAUAGUUUAUCUACUUUCCUCAGGAACUUUGCAGUUUACCCAUGCUUGACACCUGGCGUCCAUUUUCCCUCGUAGUUCGCAAAGUCGUGAAUUCUUUCUACUUCCGUCGAUAGAAGCGUAUGCGUAAUUGGGAGUAAAACGACGUAUGAUCAUGUUACUUGUCGUAAUAGCUGUCGUGCUGGAACGGUCCAUUAUGGCAUGUACGCGAAGGCGAAGCCUGAUUCUGAUAGAAGAAUUAGCCGUGAGGACUGCUCGUCUCGGAAUCGUGUUUCCAAGUUCUCUCGUUUUCCCAACCCCUCGGAAAAACCUGAUCGGUGCUCAUAAAGAGCCGAAGGAACUCGUUUAU